AUGCCUUCUCCUCAGACGUUAGGUCUCAGGAUGCACUAUUCUCCGAAAUCGAUGAUUGUUUCAGAAUCGAACGAGCUGGAUGUCAAGGUCGUCGACAUACCAGAGGCUGUCAACCCUGAAGAUUUGAUCAAAGCCAGACAUGCAAUCUUAGCAUCUCUUCCUCUUCCUACAGGCGUCCCCUCCGACUCACUCAGGCCAAUCACUAUUCCUUCUCCUUUUACACUGCAUGAAUUUCUUUCCAAUGCCUCCGGCUCGCUGAGAAAUUCGCUUUCCAAUUACCGGGUAUUUCAGCAGCUUACGACAGCUUGGUGCCCGGACCGUGAGGAGCACGGCUAUCUGCUCACGCCGCUCUAUAAAUGCAGUACCAAUCCUCGUGUCAUCACUGCCCAUCGCUGGUCGAUGGCAGACGUUAUUGGGAAGAUGAACAAACCUACAGAGUGUUUCUAUAACAAGGAUGGGAAAUGGUACUACGCAGGCGUGUACAGGGCCCUCAGGCUGCAGGAUCUGACGGCGAAGGAAUGGGAGCAGCUCUCCGAUGAGACUGCUCAGACACUCGUCAAGGAAACUCUCGCUGGUCGCAAAAACAUAUCCCCUCAAAACCUCUAUGAAGUGACCCAGCUCUAUUCAGCAGGCGCUCUCAAAAUCGCUUGUGUUGGUCUGCAAUGCAUCGGUUUCAACAACACACUGUACCGCACGAUCUUGGAACAGGCUGCAAAAUGCAUGCAGAGCGGCAAGUGGCGCAUUCCCUUUGGUACUGGAACUGGUUCGCCUUGGGUCAACCCUCUUGGAGCAGAAGCUGGCUACGGUUCUCUUUCUGGCCCUGGUUCUGAUACUUCUGUAGCUGGGGCCGACACUCCGACUGACAAGGACGUCGAAAGCGCUCAGGUUGCUAUUUCUUGA
Messenger RNA from Heterobasidion irregulare TC 32-1, 900 nucleotides. RefSeq lists its product as uncharacterized. The coding region runs from base 1 to 900 and encodes 299 amino acids. The transcript has 6 exons. Lineage: Eukaryota; Fungi; Basidiomycota; Agaricomycetes; Russulales; Bondarzewiaceae. The record is from RefSeq and is a predicted model, not a curated record.